Molecule: messenger RNA, 1410 nt
Organism: Aureococcus anophagefferens
Lineage: Eukaryota; Pelagophyceae; Pelagomonadales; Pelagomonadaceae
Exons: 1
Coding region: 1-1410 (469 amino acids)
Cellular component (GO): cytoplasm
Source: RefSeq, a predicted model, not a curated record
AUGCGGCGCCACAAGAGCCACGCGGCCGGCGGCCUCUGCAAGCGCGGCCACGACAUGACCUGGGCCAAGGUCGAGGCGCUCGUGGCGCCCGUCGCCGCGGCGAAAGCGCCGAGACCCGGCGACGUGCGCAUCGUCUUCUACCGCGACGCCAACGCCUGGUGCCCGCACUGCCACAAGGUCUGGUUCGCGCUCGAGCAGAAGGGCCUGCGCUACGAGACCGUGCGCGUGCACCUCCGGGGCGACCCGCGCGAGCCGCCGAAGCCCGCGGCGUACGUCGACCUCGUGCCGUCGGGCGCCGUCCCCGCGGUCGCGCUCGACGGCGAGGUCGUCACGGAGUCGCUCGUCAUCCUCGAGCGGCUCGAGGCCAUCGGCGCGCCCCUCGGGCCCGGGUCCCUGUUCCGCGCGCAGAAGGACGCGCUGCUCCGCGCGUCCGACGAUUACGACUGCGACGGCGACCGCUGGCUGCGCAACGGGGACCCCGCGAAGGAGGCGGCGCUCAAGGCCGACGCCGUCGCGAAGCUCGAAACGCUCGACGCCUGGCUCGCGGGCGGCCCCUUCUUCCUGAAGCUGCGGCGACCGUCCCUGGUCGACGCGGCGUACGUCGGCUUUUUAACGCGGUUGGCGCACAACUACGCGUACUUCAAGGGCUACGACGUCAAAGAGGCGCACGCGAACGUCGGCGCCUGGUUCGCGGCCAUGGAGGGCGAGCGCGGCUACCGCGCGACGCGCCAGGAGGCCUGCUUCGAGCAGCGCGUCUACCAGUUCCACCCGUCGCGGCGGAGGCACGCGGAGGCGUGCAUGGGCCUGCGCCGGCGGCUCGUCGGCGAGCCCGACGGCGCCGUCCAGCCCGCGCCGGAGGUCGCGGCCUGGGGCGCCGCGGCGCCGGCGGACGCGCUCGCGGCGGCGGCCGCGCUCUGCGCGCGGCGCGAGGCCGUGCUGCCGUUCCUCGCGCGCAAGGCCGCCGAGGGGCCGCCGCCGCCGGCGACCGUGGACGCGCGCGGCAAGGUCGCCUACGCGGCCGCGCCGCCCGCGCCGCCGGCCCCGGGCGCCGACGACGCGCUCCUCGCGCUCUGCGCGCUCCUCGGCGGCGCGUGGCCCGACGACCGCGGCGACCGCGGCGCGGCCGCGGCCGCGGCGGCCGCGGGCGGCGCCGCGGCGCUCGGCGACGGCUCGCCGCUGGCGACGCUCGCGGCGACGAUCGGCACGCCGCGCGACAUGCCCGCGGCGGCGGCGGCCGCCGCGCGCGGCGCGAUCCGGGCCAUGCGCGUCGCGUCCGGCGUCGCGGGACCGACGUGCUGCGCGUGCGGCGAGCCGCGCGCGGGCGAGCCGCCGGCCUGCGAGUGGGCGGACCCGUGCGCGUCGUGCGUCGACGACAUCGCGCGGGCGACGGACGCGACCAUCGAGCUGUAG